Rhizophagus irregularis DAOM 181602=DAOM 197198 is the source of this 1254-nucleotide messenger RNA. NCBI's taxonomy places the organism in Eukaryota, Fungi, Glomeromycota, Glomeromycetes, Glomerales, Glomeraceae. The record is from RefSeq and is a predicted model, not a curated record.
AUGGAUAUUACUUCAAGUGGUAGUGAAGCAUCAACCAACAAUCUAGUAAAAGAAUUUUUUUAUCUUGAUGUUUCCAUUCCAUUUAAUACUCAGGAAUUAUCAUGGAAAGAUUUAUCAAAAAUUAGUAUAGUUCCGUUUCAUAAUGAUGCAAUGUCAGCUAAAGGUGGUGCAAAAAAUGAUACUUUAUUUUUAUAUGGUGGAUUUACAGAUGUUUUAACAAUGGCAUUAGUUUAUACAUUUGACCCACAACAUAGUGUAUGGAAUAGUCAAGAAAUAACUGGAAUUAAUACAAUUAGAAAAUCUAGUUUAACAGGAGUGAUAGAUUAUAAUGGAAAAUUUUAUUUAUGGGGCGGAGUAACUAAUACAAUAAAUUUUAGUUGGGGAAAAGGAAGUUCAGUUAAUGCACCAACUAAGAGAUAUUAUUAUGGUGCUACUUUAUUACCCAAUAAUAAGAUUAUUUAUAUAGGUGGUGUGGAUGAUCUUACUUCCGCAUUUGAUGCUGAAACUUUAUAUAUUAAUAAAGGUACUGCUUUAUCAUUAAAAGAGGUUUAUAUAUAUGAUACAAUUAAUGACAAUUGGGACACAAAAAUAACAACAGGAAAAAUUCCUUCUAAUAGAGAUGGUUUCUCUACAAUUCUCGGUUUAGAUGGUCAAAGGAUCAUAAUUUAUGGAGGAGUUUUUAAUGAUCCUGGUGGAUAUGUAGAUACUACACUUUAUGUAUUGGAUUUAACAAAUUUUAAUUGGGAUAUUCCAAAAAUCACUGGAAAUACUAUUCCAAAGCCCAGAGCUUGGCAUAAAGCAAAUGCUAUUAGUAAAUAUAUGGUUAUAACAUUUGGGUAUGGUUAUAAUAGAGCAGUUGAUAGUGAUAUAUUAUUACUUGAUAUUAGUAAUAAUGAAGAAUAUGUAUGGACAACAUCAUUUGAUCCUUCAGUUCCAAAAUCAUCACAAACAUCCAAUAAUUCAUCAGAUAAUUCUAAGAUGGUUGGUGCAAUUGUAGGAUCUUUAUUAAGUGGUAUUUUCUUAUCAGUUGGAGGUUUCUUUUUAUAUAAAUGGAAUAAAAAAAGACAAAGCCAAAAUAAUAUUAAUAAUUAUAAUAAUUACGGUCAAGAAAAGGCAGUACCCACUGAUGGUUCUAAAAAUGAAAAUAUGACCAACCAUGAAGUAGUAAAUAAUGAUGAUUAUUAUGGACAAGAAGUAGUUACAGCACCUAAUAACGAUGGGUUUAAAUUCUUCAAGUUCUUAAAUAAAAAAUAA